UGGCUGGGUUUCUGUGAGGGGUCUAACAACUGAUGAUAAAUACUGACUUGUCCCUGCUGCUUCUCGGCAAGGCCGCUGACUCGUAUUCUAAAAUAAAAGGUAUAAAUUGUAACCUCCUGGGGCAGGGACCGUCUCUGUGGUCUGUGUUCGUACAGAGCCUAGCAUAAUGGUGCACAAAUAGGGUUCCUGGGUGCUCUGAUAAUACAAAUAAUUAAUCAAGCCUAUAAUCAUUUUCCUGCAAAAACGAAGAGCGUAGUCAUCGUCUUUCAGAGCGACCCAUUCAGCACAGACUCAGGGGACCUUGCGUCCCACAGGAGAGAUGGGUCCACGUCAUAGCACACCGCCCAAUUUAGAUCCCUUUCCUGACCCUUCAGUCCCCUUCCUGGGAGCCUUUCAGCGGCUGGAAAAACAGCAAAAGCUGCAAAAAAGAAAGUCUCGUUUUUCCCACCAGUGCUAGUGGGUUAAUGAUUGAUUUGAGCAGAUCACUGUGAAUUGCUGAGACAGAAGCCUGGAGCAGGUAAUUGUGUCAAACUCCUGUGAAGUAAUGUUUGCUGAGGAGCUUUGGUGCUAACAUGUCUUGAUUGGGGGGACAUCUUUGAAAAGCAAAUGUAAUCUGCGUCCCAAGCAGUAUAUAACCAGCCAGCCACAAAAGUGAGGCGUCGCAUUCCGUCCCAAAGCCCCAGCAAUCUCCCCGCAGCCUGAGCUGCAGCCAUGGGGACAGGAAUGGAUUUUGUACACAGCUCUGGAGUCCAAAUGACUCACUACCUGCAGGAGAACUACCAGAGCUCCCAGGGCUGGUUCCUCUUCAUCUCCUUUGCGGCCGACCUCAGAAACACCUUCUUCAUUCUCUUCCCCAUCUGGUUCCACCUCUGCGAGGCCGUGGGCAUCAAGCUGAUCUGGGUGGCUGUGAUCGGGGACUGGCUCAACCUGGUCUUUAAGUGGAUUCUCUUUGGGCAGCGACCCUACUGGUGGGUCCGUGAGACCGGCUACUAUGGCAACGCCUCCACCCCUGUGAUCCAGCAGUUCCCUGUCACCUGUGAGACCGGCCCAGGUGAGCAACCCCCCUCCACAGUGCACAUGCGGCACUCAGGAGAAGCUGACAAAUCUUCUGUGCGUUCAAACUCUCCGGCAGCCAGAAGCCAAAGUGGGAGGGGUUUUCUCUUCACUGAGCUCACUGCAGGCUUCUCCCAAUUCUCCUCCACAGGCAGCCCCUCUGGCCAUGCCAUGGGCUCAGCUGGGGUGUACUACGUGAUGGUGACGGCUCUGCUUAGCACCCUGCGUCGGCGCCGGAGAUCCCCCUUCCAGCAGCAGUGCCUGCGGGGGGCGCUGUGGAUGUCAUUCUGGGGGGUUCAGGUGUCUGUCAGUCUGUCCAGGAUCUUCCUAGCAGCUCACUUCCCGCACCAAGUCAUCACGGGCGUCUUUGCAG
Terrapene triunguis (Three-toed box turtle) is the source of this 1426-nucleotide messenger RNA. Its product is annotated as glucose-6-phosphatase-like. The record is from RefSeq and is a predicted model, not a curated record. Gene Ontology annotation, cellular component: membrane. Gene Ontology annotation, biological process: gluconeogenesis; glucose 6-phosphate metabolic process. The annotation marks the transcript as partial. The transcript has 4 exons. Lineage: Eukaryota; Metazoa; Chordata; Testudines; Emydidae. Gene Ontology annotation, molecular function: glucose-6-phosphatase activity.